This is a messenger RNA of Panicum hallii, 987 nucleotides long. RefSeq lists its product as uncharacterized. Gene Ontology annotation, molecular function: protein binding. The transcript is spliced from 4 exons. The record is from RefSeq and is a predicted model, not a curated record. NCBI's taxonomy places the organism in Eukaryota, Viridiplantae, Streptophyta, Magnoliopsida, Poales, Poaceae. Bases 238 to 615 code for a protein of 125 amino acids.
AACCAAAAAAGGAAAAAAACAGAAAAAGGGAAAAGAAGAACUGCAGUCGGCCGGUGCUUCGCCACCUCUAGCAGCUCCACUGCGCGCAACAGCCGCCCCCAUCCUCCUCUGAUCCCCUCCCUCCCCCACCGCGGGCUGUCGCGCGCUGAGAGGCGCGGCGGCGGCGGCUCCCGGAGCGGCGACCUCGGGGGUAAUCUGUCUGUCUGCAGGUGGAGGGCCUCGCAGGCGGAGGCGGAGAUGAGCCGUGGGCGGUCGCCGGAGCCGUUGGAUUUCUUCAUCUGGACUGUGCAGGAUGUGGGUUUAUGGUUGGAGGAAAUAAAUCUCGGAAGCUAUCGCCAGUCAUUUGAAGAAAAUGGUGUCAAUGGAGAGUAUCUAGAAAGCCUGUCGAUGUUCACUACAGAGCAGAUUCUUCGAUUCAUAAGACGGUGUCAUAUGAAAUGGGGAGAUUUUAUUACACUUUGUAAAGAGUUGAGGCGCAUCAAAGUUGCCUGCCUGAAAGGGGAACAGGAAGUCCGCAGGCCGUGGUGGGCGCCGUCUUGCCUGUCCACCGUGUUCGUGCGGGUGGCCAAGCGCAACCGGCAGUCCCGCGUCGUCUCCCUGAAGCUGGAAGCUUAGCAGGCAGUCCCGCGUCGUCUCCCUGAAGCUGGAAGCUUAGCAAGCACCUCCGCCGCGCCACCACCGCCCGCUGGGGGCGUCCAGGGCGCCUCUCUCACUCUGUACCAUACAGCGCUAGGUCUCAGUGGUCCUGAAACCAGUUUUCGCCGUAGAAUCGCCAUCGAGCUCGAUGACUGGUGCGUGUUUCCUGAAUUUGCGUCUUUCCCAUACAUAUGUAUACAGGGUUGUGGGUGGACUGGAGAUGUUAAGAUGGUGUAGACCCAAGAACAUACAUGUGCCUUUCGCGUGCCGUGCAGAUAGUUGCCCUUUAAAAGUGUCUGAAAGUAUCAAGUGUCUCCCCUUCAGACCGUUUCGGUUUGUUGGCUUGCUACA